AUGCAGGAAUUGCCGAGUGGGCAUGUGCAAAUCUUAAUGCGAACGAGAAAUGAUCCGUGCGAAAGCCUGAGUCCUCGCCAGAUCUCAAUUCUGAAGACGCACCUUGGCAGGGCACAGGGCCACGGUCACACGGUGGCUGCCUACAACUCUAUGAUCACGGCGGCAGAGUUUUCGAAGAAAUGGCCUUGGGCCCUUCACUUCCUGCAGGAGAUGAGAGAGGAGGAAGUCCAGCCCGACACCGCUUCCUACAACUCCGCCAUCUCCGCUUCCGCGAAGAGCGGGAAAUGGCGAGUCGCCGUCGCACUGCUGCAUGACAUGCAGGAGUGUGAGGUGCCCGGCGAUGUAGAGACCUACGCCACCGCUAUCCUUGCGUGCCUCUCCGGCCGAAAGUGGCAAGCGGGGCUACAGCUUCUCGAUGAGAUGCCUCAGAGGGAGCUCGAGCCAGACUCGCUGACCUACGGAAUGCUGCUCCAUGCGUGCGAGCAGCGCGGAGCAAGUGGCAAGGAGUCGGAGCUUGCUAGCCACCUCGCCAUGCGCCGGGCAGGAGGCCUCGCCAGCACAAGCAGAAGCACACAGGUCGCGGACGAGGAUGAGGAGGAGCUUGACGAGGACGAGGAGGAGGAGAUCGAGGCCGCCGUGCCCAAAACCCGAUCCCGACGCGGCGCGGCCAGCGAGGAAUUUAAGCCUAUCCCGUGCACAUCGGCGAUGAACGCACAGCGGGUCAAGGGACGCGCAGUUCCUGGGCAGACGCCGGGGCGGAUCUCUGCCCUGGUUGAAGCCACUCCGCUACCUCCCAGAGCGAGGCCUGGCCCGCUCGUGCGGUCGACAAGGCCCAUUCGUGCCGGCCAGCCCUACUCGAAGGAGCUACGCCUGCUGCAGCACGUCGUUGAGAGAGCAGAGCGGGGCAACCCACAGUCCAUCUGCGAGACGAUCGAGUCCUUCGGGGAUGAAGUCCUGGUUCGAGGGAAAGCGCGGCUGUGGCUCAAGAUUGCUGGGGGAGUCAAGACCGAAGUGCUGACGGCGGCCGUCAAAGGCGGCCCCCUGACUCGUCGGGACCUGCAAUGCAGUGUCCUAGAAGUCGGCGCCUACUGCGGGUACUCUUCCACUCGCAUGGCGUUGGCACUUCCGGGCGUUCACAUCGCUUCCCUCGAAGUAGAUCCUGUCCAUGUUGUCAUCGCCCGCAAUGUGGUCCUCCACGCCGGGCUUCAGGGCACCAUCGAUGUCUGGACAGGCCACAGCAAGGACCUCUUGGCGCGCAUCAAGAAGCGCUACAACGGGGACCUCUCGUUUGGGGCCGUCUUCAUGGAUCAGAAGGGCUCUCGCUACGGAGAAGACAUGUUGAAGAUGGAGUCCGAGGGGCUCCUUCACCCGGGUGCCGUGGUGGUGGCAGACAACGUUCUGAAGCCCGGGGCGCCCCUUUUCCUCUUUCAGAUCAUGAACGGUGGAAAAUACAGUGCCCAAAUCGUUUCGAUGGAUGAGUUUGCCAUGCCUUCAGAGGAUUGGAUGUCAAUCAAUGUGCGCAAAUUGAAGGCGCCAAAGAAUGAGACGGAGCCGCCUGAGGAUCUCCACCAGCUCUCCAAAGAGACGGACCGCAUGCGUGAGCGAGCCACGGGACCGGGCCGCAGUGUCACCUACGAGGAGUGGGCCGAGUUUGCCCAGGAGGUGAAGAAGCGCUUGGCGGCGACCGACGUGGAGCUAACUGUGGAUCUGCGCCCAGAAGACAGCCGAGAGCGUGCUUCCUACGCGAUACAAGACCAGGGAAACGGGUCAGAGGAUGGGUUUGAGCUCACUAGUCACUGGGACUGCAAAGUCUUCGAGCCCCCGUGGCAGCUCCCGGAGCCGAAACCUGGCGUAAAGGAGGACCCAAUGCUGAAUUAUGCUGCAGAACUGCGAAAUGAAGUGCACCGGGCCGGGGGACGGAUCUUGUCCUUCAGCGAUGACAAGAGAUAUCUUCGAGCUGAGUUUCUUGUCGACGUCCCGGUGCUUGGAAAGGAUGCUGACGACGUAGAGUGGUACUUCACUCCGGACGAUCUGAUCCUGCAGUUCCGUGCGGAGCGGCGAUCAGGAUCCCCCGACUUCGGCGAGAAUCGGAGGAGACUUGAGGCAAUUCGACUGGCUCUUGGCUGGGACAUCGUGCCGGUCCUGCGUAAUCGGCAGAGAGCCUUUUUCUUCGGAGAGUCUCCUUUGGACCAGUUUGGGCCGGCUCUCUACGACGCCCUAAGUACCGGCAAGGAUCCGACUCCUUAUGAAGAGCAGGUGCUGGAGGAGCAGGCCGAGAAGCUGAAAGGCUCAGGCCUGCCCCUUCCCAGCCUGCUGAACCUUCGGCGGGACGACCUCGGGGCCCGGAGCCCAAAAGGGUUCCUUUAA
This is a messenger RNA of Symbiodinium sp. CCMP2592, 2367 nucleotides long. The record is from the annotation of a GenBank genome assembly. NCBI's taxonomy places the organism in Eukaryota, Dinophyceae, Suessiales, Symbiodiniaceae.